AUGGACCUUCUCGUGCUAUCGCUGUUGUUAUUCUUCGGCGUUUGUGCAGGUCAAGAAAAUAGCGACGCUGAGGCUUGCAGUACGUGCAGCGGCGGCGCGUCAAUCGUUGACGCUACCGCUCGGGGCAGCGCUACGACAGUAUACUUGCCCACAAAUGCUGUACUUCACCAGUUCCUGAAUACUACCGGAAUGGACCCCGACUCUCUUGUGGCGGCGGAGAGUGAGGGCCUGGCUGCCAUUACUAGCCCCGACACCAACGUAUUUGCGUCAGUCCUCAUCGUGCCGGGCAGUACUGACAACUCGGUCAUGAGUAUGAUAAACCAGUCCGAAUCAAACCUCCGUGGCGAGUUAUCUGGUCGCACGCAGCUCAUGUACAAUUGUACGUCAGCUCCAACACUUUGGAAUUUACUCGAGGACGUGAACGUGUUGAACCUGACCAGCUUGCAGCUUUUUGAUAACGAUGCAACCGCUGAUAAAAUCCUCAAUUUUCGUGAUGGAGACAAAAAUCUGGUGGAGGAACAGCGUGACAUCGUCGCACUUAUCUCUAUCCAAGUUGCAGAUUGCUUGGCGAUGCAAAAGUCGUCAAUUGGAAGACCAGUGUUGGGAAACUCGUUCUUUGGCGCCAUUUUUGACAGCUCUCCAACAUAUUUUUACAGUUUGAGCAGCACGGUCCUGAAAGCCAACAGCAGCUUCGAAGGUAUGGACCAGUGUGUGCUGCAGCUUGAGAUGGCCCGAGCAUCCUUAGCAGAGGUCUAUCCAGAUUGCAAGAUUAAAUUCCACGCGACAGACCUAAAUAACUUCGUUGCUGUUUCCAGUUUUGGGUUUGUGAAGGAUCCGUCAUGUACGUACAAGUGUGGAUCUUCCGGGGCGGAUGUCGACCAGUGCUUGGCGUCCAAUGGAAAGGGUGGAUGGAAUGUAGUGCAGUGUCAAAUGCAAUUCUAUGAGUUGCACAGUGAUUUCGACUUUGAAUGUGGCGACAAAACUGGUCCACCGUACAAUAUGGUUGCACCCCUCGCUAGCCAAUGCUACGAUUGCUACGAAACGACGUCGAGCUGUACGUCUGGCUAUACUACUAUCUCGGGUGUGGGUUGCUGUCGGAAAUUGAGUUGUGUGGCGAUGGAUUCGACACAAUUGGCAGCACCACCGCUUCUAACUUGGAAUUUGGAGGCUGACGCACGCACGAUUACUAACCCAGCUUUCCCAAUUUUCGAUAAUGGAUACUGCUCCGAUGAUACGGACCCAUCAAGUAGUUGCUGUCGUAUCACGUGCAUUAAUUGCUUUCUCAACAUCUCGGUUCUAUCGUUUUCUGCUGACUUGGACUCAUACUCUUCCCCUAAAGAGUAUUCUACGACAACCGAGGUGCAGUUAGCAGGCACUUCGGAGAUGAUAUUAAAGGUUUUUGCGCCAAACGGGUGCGUGGUGGAAACUAGCGACACUGUUGCAACCAUCGCUCUCAGCUCGUCUCUUGGCAGCGGAAUGCCUUUAGAAGCCCAGCUUACUUUGGAUAUUCUCAAAAAGCUCAACAUGCAGCCUCAUCGGUCCGAUAUUGAGUUCGGUGCCACUAACGAGAUCCGAAGUCUCUCAACAGGGUCCGUACGUUCCGACCAAAAGUUCUUUGAUAUUCAAGUAAACAGUAAAACUUCUCAAGAUCCGACGCCAACCGGUGUUGACAUCGACCUGGAGGUCGACGUGAUCCCUACUGUGACAGUGGCAAUCAACUUCUUUAAUGCUGUAGCAAAAAUUGGGGUCACGACGAAACUCUCUCUCUUCACACAACUACAAUCUAACAUCGGUUUCCCCGAUUCACGUACAAAUUUGUCGACGAAGUAUCUGAAUGAAGCCUCAAUGUUUCAGGGAGGAGACUGUCGAUUGGAGCAUUUCAUGGAGUACAAUGGAUUUGCUGGGUAUAAAGACAUCACAGUUACAUUACCGACAUCGCUUAAUGUCCCCGAUGUUGCUACAGCAGAUUCUGAACCUAUGCUACUGUCAUCUUCCGAUAGUACAAGCACAAACCUGGUCAGUGGUUGUAUUUCCGCCGUCUACAACGCCCAGGUCAAACUGUUUACAAGGCUGGACGGCGCAACAUUACUAUCCGACAAAAAACAAACUGCACUCAAGAAUAUCCUGACGUGGGCGCUUGGUAUUCCCGAAGUUGAUCCGAUCUUCGUUUCUAUCGUCGCGGUUUCUAGUGCAACAGGUGAAAUAUCGGUACAGAUUGCCAUACCACCCUCACUUUCGGCCACCUACCCGACAGCAUCGCUCCUCGAGACGCAGCUCUACAAAACGGCAAGGAGUUCCAACUUUUCAGCUCUUGUUAGUUCGUACGUGGGUCUUGAUCUUGCCUCACGCUGUGAAAGUGGCUGGAAAGGCACGAGUUGCACGAGGGAGUGCUCCUUAUCGCACUGCGCCGUCAAUUCUACUGUCUGCAAUCCCCUCAGCGGCGCUGUGCUCUCGUGCGAUACUUGUGAUGACGGAUGGUGGGGGGCUCUUUGCCAAACUCAAUGCUCAUCGACAAACUGCUCAGUCGGAUCUGUAAGCUGCAACGUUGUCACUGGAGCCGCUAUUUCGUGCCGCGAUUGCAACGAUCGCUGGUGGCCGUGGCCUCUAUGUGAGAACCAGUGCUCGUCACGGCAGUGUCCUAUCGGCUCAGUCAGUUGCCACAGCUCUAACGGCACAGCUUUAUCUUGCAGUUCCUGCUACGACGGAUGGUGGGGAACAACUUGUCAAACUCGAUGUACUUCUGCUAAUUGUCCGAUAGGCUCGGUGAGUUGCGACGCUGUGAGCGGAAAGCCGACCUUGUGCAGCUCUUGCGAUCGCGGGUGGUGGCGACCGACUUGUCAAAAUCAAUGCGCGUUUGCACACUGCAGCGUUGGGUCCGUUAGCUGCGACUCGAACAAUGGCUCUGUCAUCUCGUGUAGUUCCUGUGAUGACGGAUGGUGGGGACCAACUUGCGAGAAUCGGUGCUCCUCAACGCAUUGCCCAACUGGCACUGUAAGUUGCGACUCUGCCACCGGUGAAGCCAUUUCGUGCAGUACCUGCAACGAUGGAUCGUGGGGUGAAAAGUGCGAAAAGCAAUGUUCUUCGCCGCACUGUCCGGUCGGUUCUGUAAGUUGCGAUUCGGUGAGUGGAGUUGCUUCUUCUUGCAAGGAUUGCAACCAUGGCUGGUGGGGGACAACAUGUCAAACUCAGUGUGCAUCAGAGCACUGUCUGGUUGGCUCUGUUAACUGUAACGCUAUGGAGGGCUCAGUCAGUUACUGCGAUCAGUGCGAAGAAGGUUGGUGGGGCAACUCCUGCGAGUCACAAUGCAGUUCAGACCACUGUCCUGUUGGCGGCGAAGCUAUUUCUUGCGGCUUUUGCGAGGAAACCUGGUGGGGUAAGACGUGCGAUCAGCGGUGUGCUUCGGACCACUGUUCAGUCGGCUCUGUCAGCUGUGACUAUGCAACUGGAGUUGCCUCCUCUUGCAGCGACUGCGAGGACGGGUAUUGGGGGGACAUGUGCGAAAAUGAAAUUGCCCUCCCGGAUCACUGCACCAGAGCCAGAAGCCGGCAGGACGAUGGAUCUCCCUUCAGGUGCUUGGCGUGCGAGCACGGCUACUGGGGGCCGAUGUGCGAGUAUUCGUGCGAGAUCCCGCUGCGGUGCAGAACCUCCCGCUGCGUGCAAGAUACGGGAGAAAUUACGAUGUGUCUGUUAUGCAACUACGGGUGGCAUGGGCGGUUCUGUGGCAGCAAGCUCGGGAAGCCUUGGCCGUAG
Phytophthora sojae is the source of this 3750-nucleotide messenger RNA. RefSeq lists its product as hypothetical. Lineage: Eukaryota; Oomycota; Peronosporomycetes; Peronosporales; Peronosporaceae. The transcript has 4 exons. The coding region runs from base 1 to 3750 and encodes 1249 amino acids. Gene Ontology annotation, molecular function: scavenger receptor activity. The record is from RefSeq and is a predicted model, not a curated record.